Messenger RNA from Populus trichocarpa (black cottonwood), 4757 nucleotides. RefSeq names its product putative disease resistance protein RGA4. The transcript is spliced from 3 exons. Bases 269 to 3529 code for a protein of 1086 amino acids. The record is from RefSeq and is a predicted model, not a curated record. Gene Ontology annotation, molecular function: ADP binding. NCBI's taxonomy places the organism in Eukaryota, Viridiplantae, Streptophyta, Magnoliopsida, Malpighiales, Salicaceae. Gene Ontology annotation, biological process: defense response to other organism.
ACAAGUCAAUUAAAAAAAAAAGUAGGCAAAUGUUGUCUUCAAAUCACAGCCAUGUUCCAUUUCUCAUCUCAUCCUGUUUAGUCAAGGAUCUUAGCAGAAGAAAAGCCCAUCACCAAACACUUACACCUUUUCCAUUUCUCAUCUCAUCCUGUUUUAUCUUCUCCGUAUUUGCUUACCAUUAAUUUGCUCACCUCCUCUGCUUUUCGUUUUCCUUGCACCUUUUCUACUUCUUCUCUACAUCCAUUUCUUUUCCAUUCCAAAACAAGCUAUGGCUGAUGCAAUUCUUUCUGCUCUCGCGUGUACAAUCAUGGCGAACUUGGAUUCCUCAUUUCUUCAAGAGCUUGGACUUGCUGGGAGCCUAGAGACUGAGCGUGAAAAUCUCAACCGCACGAUCAGAACUAUUCGAGCUGUGCUUCAAGAUGCUGAGGAGAAGCAGUGGACGAGUGAGGCUAUAAAGGCGUGGCUCAGAGACCUCAAGGAUGCAGCUUAUGAUGCUGAUGAUUUGCUAAGUGACUUUGCAAAUGAAGCUCAGCGGCAUCAGCAGCGAAGAGAUCUCAAAAAUCGAGUACGACCCUUCUUUUCUAUCAAUUAUAAUCCACUUGUUUUUCGACGAAGAAUGGUGCAUAAAUUGAAGAGUGUUAGAGAAAAAUUAGAUUCCAUUGCCAUGGAGAGACAAAAGUUCCACCUAAGAGAGGGGGCAGUGGAGAUAGAAGCAAGUAGUUUUGCUUGGCGUCAGACUGGGUCACUUGUGAAUGAAUCAGGAAUUUAUGGAAGGAGAAAGGAGAAAGAAGAUCUGAUCAACAUGCUGCUCACCAGUUCCGAUGAUUUCUCUGUUUAUGCUAUAUGUGGAAUGGGGGGGCUGGGUAAAACAACACUUGCUCAAUCAGUCUACAACGACGGAAGAAUAGAAGAGCAUUUUGAUUUGCGGGUUUGGGUGUGUGUAUCUGUUGAUUUCAGCACUCAAAAAUUGACAAGUGCCAUCAUUGAGUCCAUUGAACGCGUUAGUCCAAAUAUUCAACAGUUGGAUACUCUUCUACGACGCCUCCAAGAAAAGUUAGGUGGUAAGAAGUUUUUGCUCAUAUUGGAUGAUGUUUGGGAAGAUGACCAUGGUAACUGGAGCAAAUUGAAAGACGCAUUGAGUUGUGGAGCUAAAGGAAGUGCAGUUAUUGUGACUACUCGUUUGGGAACUGCUGCUGAUAAAAUGGCCACAACUCCUGUUCAACAUUUGGCAACAUUGUCAGCAGAGGAUUCCUUGCUUUUAUUUGAGCAGCUUGCAUUUGGGAUGAGAAGUGCAGAAGAGCGUGGUCGCUUGAAAGAGAUUGGAGUAGCGAUAGUUAACAAGUGUGGCGGGGUUCCCUUGGCGAUAAGAGCUCUUGGAAGCCUGAUGCGCUCGAAGAAAACUGUACGUGAGUGGUUGAAUGUCAAAGAGAGUGAGAUUUGGGAUCUGCCGAAUGAAGGAAGCUGGAUUUUACCUGCCUUGAGUUUGAGUUACAUGAAUCUAAAGCAAUCUGUGAAGCAGUGCUUUGCAUUUUGCUCUAUAUUCCCUAAAGAUUAUGUCAUGCUGAAGGAGCGGGUGGUAGCUCUAUGGAUGGCAAAUGGCUUCAUUUCUGGCAAUGGGAAAAUAGAUUUGCAUGACAGGGGUGAAGAGAUUUUCCACGAAUUAGUUGGGAGGUCUUUUUUUCAAGAAGUCAAGGAUGAUGGGCUGGGCAACAUAACAUGUAAAAUGCACGAUCUUCUCCAUGAUCUUGCACAGUACAUUAUGAAUGGAGAAUGUUAUUUGAUCGAGAACGAUACAAAGUUGCCAAUUCCUAAAACAGUUCGUCAUGUGAGUGCUUCCGAGAGAUCACUACUGUUUGCUUCAGAAUACAAGGAUUUCAAACAUACAUCUCUGCGCUCAAUUAUUCUUCCUAAAACAGGAGAUUAUGAGAGUGAUAAUUUAGAUCUUUUUUUCACUCAACAGAAGCAUCUAAGAGCCUUGGUUAUAAAUAUUUACCAUCAAAAUACAUUACCAGAGUCAAUUUGUAAUUUGAAACAUCUAAGGUUUCUAGAUGUCUCCUAUACCUCCAUCCAAAAAUUGCCUGAAUCAAUCACCUCCCUCCAAAACCUUCAGACACUAAAUCUGAGAUGUUGCGCUAAACUCAUCCAAUUACCAAAAGGUAUGAAGCAAAUGAAAAGUCUCGUCUAUAUUGACAUCAGAGAUUGUUAUUCACUUCGAUUUAUGCCUUGUGGAAUGGGAGAGUUGACUUGCCUGCGAAAACUUUGCAUGUUCAUUGUGGGUAAGGAGGAUGGUCGUGGCAUAGAGGAGCUGGGAAGGUUGAAUAAUCUUGCUGGUGAAUUUAGAAUCACAUAUCUUGAUAAUGUUAAGAAUUCAACAGAUGCCAGAAGUGCGAAUUUGAAUUUGAAAACAGCUCUUCUAUCACUGACUUUAUCCUGGAAUUUGAAAGGAGAUUACAAUUCACCUUCGGGGCAAUCAAUACCAAAUAAUGUGCAUUUGGAAGUCCUUGAUAGGCUUCAACCUCAUUCAAAUCUGAAGAAGUUGAGAAUAGAUGAAUAUGGAGGUUCAAGAUUUCCAAAUUGGAUGAUGAACUUGAUGCUACCAAAUCUAGUGGAGAUGGAGCUAAGAGACUGUUACAACUGUGAACAACUUCCACCAUUUGGGAAACUACAGUUCCUCAAGGAUCUUCAAUUAUAUAGAAUGGACGGUGUGAAGUGUAUUGACAGCCAUGUGUAUGGAGAAGCGCAAAAUCCAUUCCCAUCUUUGGAGACGCUGACUAUUUAUUCAAUGAAGAGGUUAGGGCAAUGGGAUGCGUGUAGUUUCCCUCGCCUUCGCGAAUUGGAGAUCUCUUCCUGCCCUCUGUUGGACGAAAUACCAAUUAUACCCUCCGUCAAAACAUUAACCAUCCUGGGAGGCAACACUUCAUUGACGUCGUUUAGGAAUUUCACUUCUAUCACCUCCCUUUCUGCUCUUGAAAGCUUGAGAAUUGAGAGUUGUUACGAACUUGAAAGCUUACCAGAGGAAGGUCUUCGGCACCUCACUUCUUUGGAGGUUUUAGAGAUAUGGAGUUGUAGAAGAUUAAAUUCUCUGCCAAUGAAUGGGUUGUGUGGCUUAUCUUCUCUUCGUCACUUAUCGAUUCAUUAUUGUAAUCAAUUUGCUUCUUUAUCUGAGGGAGUGCAACAUCUGACGGCACUUGAGGAUUUGAAUCUUAGUCACUGUCCAGAGCUGAAUUCACUGCCAGAGAGUAUCCAACAUCUCAGUUCUCUCCGAUCUCUAAGCAUACAGUAUUGCACGGGAUUAACUUCUUUACCAGAUCAGAUUGGAUAUCUCACGUCCCUUUCAAGCUUGAAUAUUCGGGGUUGCUCUAAUUUGGUGUCUUUUCCAGAUGGGGUGCAGACUCUCAACAACCUCAGCAAGUUGAUAAUUAAUAACUGUCCAAAUUUGGAGAAGAGAUGUGAGAAAGGGAGAGGAGAAGACUGGCCUAAGAUAGCUCACAUCCAUAACAUUAUAAUCAACCAUGAAGAAAUCCAAUGAUACUUGGAUUGUUCAAAGGAAGACGACUUCAUAUGGUACUUUGAAUUUGAAAGUAAGCUUCUCACCCCAUUUAUUUUCUUUUUAAAUUGCCUUGUUUUCUUUUUCUAACCAUCUAAAUUGCAUGAAUGAAUGGCUAUAUACUUAGACCUCUGGUUACCGUUAAAUUUUAUUUUGCCUAGCUCAUUUGUCUGAUAUUAAUGAAUACCUUGUUACAUUAUUCUCGCUUUUGAUGAUAUGACAUAAUUCAAAUUUAUAGUGUGUUAUACAUUCCACAACUAGAAGAAAUGAUCAGUAGAUUGUAUGAACAUAAAUAUUUCCUACUACUGCAGUGAAUUUGUCCUUUCAGGGAUCUUCUUGUGUGUUCUUGACAGUAAGUCAUCUUCUCCAUCAGCUGCGUCAGUGCUCCUGUCAGGAUUGGUAGAUCUGGAAUGGAUGUGAGGGGCUAAGUAAGGGUAUAUCAUUUUGUGCUCUGAAGGUUUUGUGUUUGUUCUUCUACUUCAUGUUUUAUAUUUAAUUACUCUAAAUUAAAUAAAAUUGUUUUAUUUUAUUUUAUUUACCAACACUUUCUAGUCCGGUUAGUGAUCCCUCAAAGCUUCUCAAGUGGAACUUUGAUGGUUCCAGCUUUGACCACAUUCCUGGAGAAGAAAUUGGACUUCUGUUUUGCCAGGGAGUUUGGAAUUGAGCGGGGGCACACACAAAUUGCAAUACUAAGUCUAUGAGAAAUGAAGGAGGAUAUGAAGUCAUGAAGAAAGUAAUUGAAAAGCGUGGUCUGGGGCAUAAAGAACGCAUAGCAGCCCAUGGAGAAGGGGAUGAGCAGAGACUCACCGGGCGGCUCGAAACAGCUGACAUUAAUACUUUCAAGUGGGUAAAGGGGAAAGGGAAACGAUUUCCUUGCUGCUCAAGUUCUCUUGUUAUAAGGUGUUUUACAUUUGUUUCUUAACAUCUUGGUAUGGAGAAAGAAGGAAAGGAGUGUUUUGAGGAUAGAAGGCAUGCUUCAAACAUGAAUCCAUAUCUUGUGGAAGCCAUGAGAAUUUCAACCAACCCUCCACAUGAAAUAUUGUUGUUAGUAGAACCAUGGAAAGAUUUGUAUCAGUAGGAUAUAUAUCUUUCAAUUUGUUUCCCUUUGAAUUUGAGGCAGCAAGUGACCUUAUCGCUUUCCUUUCCUGCCUUGUGAUUCUGCAUUUUGUGUUGAAUAAUGUAAGGUUUAUUUCCAGUCAUUUUCAUGGAA